AUGGUUCACUAUUCACUAGACCCAGAAAACCCCACAAAAUCAUGCAAAUCAAGAAGCUCAAAUCUCCACAUUCACUUUAAGAACACUCGUAAAACUGCCCAGGCCAUUAAGGGUAUGCAUAUUCGAAAAGCCACCAAGUAUCUGAAGGACAUCACUUUAAAGAAGCAGUGUGUGCCAUUCUGUCGUUCCAAUGGUAGAGCUGGCAGGUGCGCCCAGGCAAAACAGUGGGGCUGGACACAGGGUCAGUGGCCCAAAAAGAGUGCUGAAUGUUUGCUGCACGUGCUUAAAAAUGCUGAGGGCAAUGCUGAACUUAAGGGUUUAGAUGUAGACUCUCUGGUCAUUGAGCACAUUCAGGUGCUCAAAGCUCCCAAGAUGUGGUGUAGAGCCUACAGAGCUCAUGGGUGGAUUAACCCAUACAUGAGCUCUCCCUGCCACAUUGAGAUGAUCCUUACUGAAAAGGAGCAGAUUGUUCCUUAACCAGAGA
Messenger RNA from Myotis myotis, 484 nucleotides. Its product is annotated as 60S ribosomal protein L17-like. Gene Ontology annotation, biological process: cytoplasmic translation. The transcript has a single exon. Gene Ontology annotation, molecular function: structural constituent of ribosome. The record is from RefSeq and is a predicted model, not a curated record. Gene Ontology annotation, cellular component: ribosome; cytosolic large ribosomal subunit. Lineage: Eukaryota; Metazoa; Chordata; Mammalia; Chiroptera; Vespertilionidae. Bases 1 to 477 code for a protein of 158 amino acids.